GCAGCGGCAGUGCCUGCGCUUAAGUCUAAACCCUGCAAUCUCUUAAGAGGGCGGAGGUGACCAUUCCGCCGGUCUUUUCUGAUACUGUCUCUCUGUUCCUAAAUUCACCACCUGCCAGGAUUUUGAGAGAUUUCAACACAAAAAGGAAGGCUUGCCAGCAACAACAAAAGAACCAAUCCAGUAAAGGUGUCACUUUGGAACUGUUUAAAACUGACAACAAACAAAAAUGAAGUGUUCAUUCUUUCUGACACAAACGCUGAGCAGCCUCCUACUCCUCUUCAACGUUACUGAUGUACAGAAUGUGAGCGCUAAAAUGAAUAUUCCCAGACUUCGGCUGUCCUACAAGGAUCUCUUGGCAGCCAAUCGAUCAGUCAUGUUCUUUGGUCAUCGUGGUUUCCUGGAUUUCCGCUCGAUGUUCCUCGAUGAGUACCACGACCGCCUUUUCAUUGGAGCCAAAGAUACCUUGUACUCCCUCCAGCUGGACCAGGCAAACAUUGGUGCCCGAGAGAUUUACUGGCCGGCUUUGCCUGGCCAGGAAGAGGAAUGUGCCCUCAAGGGGAAAGACCCAUUUAGUGAAUGUGCCAACUACGUGCGGGUAUUGCAUCCGUAUAACCGAACCCACCUGCUGGCCUGUGGAACUGGGGCCUUCCAGCCACUGUGUGCCCUGGUGUACGUGGGGCACAGAGGAGAGCAUGCUUUCAGGAUGGAGGUGAACAGCAUACAAAAUGGCCGUGGCAAAUGUCCACAUGACCCAAACCGACCUUUUGCAAGCACUUUCAUUGGUGAGGAGCUGUAUUCUGGACUGACGGCCGAUUUCUUAGGAAGGGACCCCGUCAUCUUCCGCAGCCUGGGGUCUCGAUCCACCAUGAGAACGGAACUCGACCAGCGAUUGUUGCAAGACCCCAAGUUUGUGGCCGCUCACCUCAUUCCAGACAACGUUGACCGUGACAACGACAAGGUUUACUUCUUCUUCACCGAGAAGGCCAUGGAGUCAGAGGGCAAAGUCCGAGCAAUCUACAGCCGCAUCGGACGCAUUUGCGCUAAUGACGCAGGAGGACAAAGGGCGCUAGUAAACAAAUGGAGCACAUUUGUCAAAGCCAGGCUGAUAUGUUCUGUUCCGGGACCUGAUGGUAUAGACACGUACUUUGAUGAGCUUGAGGAUAUGUUUCUACUGAGAACUAAAGAUGAGAAGAAUCCUGAAAUUUAUGCUCUAUUUAGUACAAUAAGCAAUGUAUUCCAAGGCUACGCUGUUUGUGUCUAUCGUAUGGCUGAUCUACGAGAGGUGUUCAAUGGGCCAUAUGCUCACAAGGAAGGACCUGACUAUCAGUGGACUGCUUAUGAGGGCAAAGUACCUUAUCCCAGACCUGGAUCUUGUCCCAGUAAGAUCACCACGCAGCCCAGUCGGAUGUACACCAGCACCAAGGAUUACCCAGAUGAUGUGCUCCAUUUCGCUCGCAGCCACCCUCUAAUGUUCCAGUCGGUGAACCCUAUCAAUCAGCAUCCAGUGCUCAUUAAAACCAACGUCCAGUACAAGAUGACACAGAUUGUGGUGGACCGGGUAGAGGCAGAAGACGGGCAGUACGAUGUCAUGUUCAUUGGAACAGAUACUGGGGUAGUCCUGAAGACAAUUGCCCUGCAGAAGGGUAACGCAGUACAGAGUGAGGAAGUUAUCCUCGAAGAACUCCAGGUGUUUAAGAUUCCGAAUCCUAUCACGUCCAUGGAGAUCUCAGUGAAACGGCAGCAGCUGUACAUUGGCUCGAGGGUAGGGGUCGCCCAGGUGAAGCUCCAUCAGUGUGAGACUUACGGCAAUGCAUGUGCUGAGUGCUGCCUCGCCAGAGACCCCUAUUGUGCCUGGGAUGGAAGCUCCUGUACCAGAUACCAGCCAGCUGCUAAAAGACGUUUCCGAAGACAAGAUAUUUGGAACGGUAACCCGAUUCACCAGUGUCUGGAUCAGAGUCUGAUUGUAGAAGAGUUUGAUAGUGCGGAGGAGAGUGUGGUGUAUGGCACUGAACACAACAGCACCUUUCUUGAAUGCAUCCCAAAGUCUCUUCAGGCCACCGUCAAAUGGUUCGUACAGCGAGCUGUGGAUGAUAUGAAAGAUGAGGUGAAAACCGAUGACAGGAUCAUCAAAACCGAGCACGGCCUCUUAUUCCGAAGGAUAUACCGAAUGGACGAGGGGAUGUAUUACUGCAAAACGAUGGAGCACGGCUUCACCCAGACGGUGAGAAAGAUCUCGCUGGAGGUGAUCGAGAGCGAGCAGCUAGACGAGAUCUUCGGCCGCGACGAUGAGGAGCAUGCUAACCGCCCGUGUGUCACACAGCCCCGCCGACUGCACAGCCAGAAGCCAUGGUUCAAGGACAUCAUGCAGCUGAUCGGCUACUCGAACCUGCACCGCGUGGAGGAGUACUGCGAGCGGGUCUGGUGCAAUGAGAAGCAGCGGAAAAAGCGCAAGAUGAUGGUGAACAAGUGGAAGUACGUGGGGGAAGGGGGUCGGCGAGCUAAGAGCAAGCCACGCAACAGGACACCCAGACACAUCCCGGCCGACACAUAAAGUCUGCCUGAACUCUGCUCGGGUGGUUAGGAAGGACUGAGCCCACGAAGGUAUACUACAGGCGAAACACCCGAGUAACUUUUCAAAAAUGGACUUUUCUCAAUCGAGGCUGUGAACCACAUUGCUGGAAAUUUUGGGAGAGAGGAUAAUUUCAGUCAACAAAAAAACCAAAGAUCCCCCACCCCACACCACCCCCCCGCUAAAUCUUCACCUCCAUUUAUAACCCUAAUCAAAUAUUCCUUUGAUUUUAGAGUUUAUUGUGCCAUAGCAUUGACCUUGUUGUUUUAGUAAAUAGAACCGUACUGUAAUGUCAAGCUCUGCAUAUUUAUAACUGUUAUUUAAUGACUCCUUGGAAUUGCUGAAUGUUCGGUUUAAGAGCAAAGGAACCUGCUAUAUUUGAACAGAAACCAUAAAAACUAAUGGACCAAGGAAUGGUUACAGUUGAGUGUUUCCCAACUUGUUCAACCAUUGGUCUGUAAGAUGUUGUUCACAUGAGCAGGGCCAGAUAUAUGAUAUCUUCAGUCAGAGUUGUGAUGUUGACCCAGGGAAGUCGUUUCUACGGUCAUCUAUCACAGUGUGCGUAAAAGUGCCUGAGCAAAACCUGACAUCCCACUGUACCACAGCAAGAUACAAUUCUUUAUAAUUGCUACAUGCCUUAAUGACCAAUUGAUGCAGUGUUUCUGGGCUAUUCCAGGAGACGAUUUCAUCCCUUGAGAUUUUUAGUAGUUAAUGCUUUAGUUUUGUUCGAGAGGGAAUUGAGCAAAACCAGAUUUACUAAUUCAUGAAAAUUGCAUUGAGAGCUAGGUUCAACCUCUGAUUAUGUUUUUGUGAACCCCUGCUCCAGGGAAUAGGUGUUUGCUAGGACGUGAAUUCUGAAUUUUGAUGGGCGAAUUAUGAAGUAAAAUUGCCAUAAGACUGCCAAAAGCUAGAGCCAGUCUCUCAUUGGGAGAGAUGACUGGUGAUGAUUUAACAUGAGGCUGUCAGGCAAGGGCUGACCGUGGUGAUACAUGUAAUGAACCUGUGAUGUUGAUAUCACUCUGCAUCGCAAACAAGCCGUCCAGCCCACUGAGCUAACCAGCUCCCAAGCGCAUUAUGUAGAAGUGUAUUGGAUGGCUGUUUUCAGAUGGCUUGUUCCAAUGUGUAUAUUCCACUGGGUGUAUUCCGAUGUGUAUAUUCUGAUGGGUGUAUUCCAAUGGGACUAUUCCUAUGGGUAGUAUUCUGAUUGGUAUAUUCUGAUGGGUGUGUUAUGAUGGGCGUAUUCAGAUUGGUGUAACGCAAUAGUUGUAUUCUAUUGGGAACAUUCUGAUUGGUGUAUUCUGAUGAGUGUGUUAUGAAAGGUGUAAUCCAAUGGGUGUAAUAUGAUGGGUAUAUUCCAAUGGGUAUAUUCCAAUGGGUAUAUUUCAAUGGGAGUAUAUGAUGGGUGUAAUCCGAUGGGUGUAUUUCAACAGGACUAGGUGUAUUCUGUUGGAAAUAUUCCGAUGGGUUGAUAUCACUCUACAUUGCAAACAAGUCAUCCAGCCCACUGAGCUAACCAACUCCCACAUGCGUUGUGUUGAAGUGUAUUGGAUGGCUGUUUUCAGAUGGGUGUGUUCCAAUGUGUAUAUUCCACUGGGUGUAAUCCAAUGGAUGUAAUCCAAUGAGUGUAAUCCGAUAUUCUGAUUGGUGUAUUCUGAUGGGUGUAUUCCAAUGGGUGUAUUUUCUGAUAGGUGUGUUCUGAUGGGUGUAUUCUGAUUGGUGUAAUCUAAUGGGUAUAAUCCAAUGGGUGUAAUACGAUGGGUAUAUUUCAAUGGGAGUAUUCCAAUAGGUGUAUUCUCAUGGAAAUAUUCUGAUGGGUGUAUUCCGAAGGGUGUAUCCCAAUGGGAGUAUUCUGAUGAGUGUAAUCCGAUGGGUGUAAUACAAUGGGUAUAUUCCAAUCGGUAUAUUUCAAUGGAGCAUUCCGAUGGGUAUAUUCCAAUCGGUAUAUUUCAAUGGAGCAUUCCGAUGGGGAUAUUCCAAUCGGUAUAUUUCAAUGGAGCAUUCCGAUGGGGAUAUUCCAAUGGGUAUAUUUCAAUGGGAGUAUUCCGAUGGGUGUAAUCCAAUGGGGAUAUUCCAAUGGGCAUAUUUCAAUGGGAGUCCUCCGAUAGGUGUAUUCUGAUGGAAGUAUCCCGAUGGGUGUAUUCUGAUGUGUGUAUUCCGAAGGGAGUAUUCCGAUGGGAGUAUUCUGACAGGUGUAAUGUGAUGGGUGUAAUCCUAUGGGAGUAUUCUGAUGGAUGCCUGGCUGUGAUGUUUCAUUUACAGGAAAUCCUGGUUUGUCUAUCACUGUCCAAACAUUACCUAAUGGCUGAGCCUGGUUGUAUUCAUUCUGGUUAAAUGUUGACUUAAAGGGUAAACCAUAUGUGAUUAAUGUUGUAAAUAGGCAACUGAGCAUUCAGAAAUAACAUUUCUCUGGAGAUAUGGAAAGUAAAAUGAGUGUGCAAUUCUACUCUGGAUACAGUAAAUCUCUGUUUGGAUUGUGUAUCAAUCUCCGACCCUGGGAAUUAACAACACCUGUUACACAUGGGGUUAAUCUCCCAGCAGUCCC
Rhincodon typus (whale shark) is the source of this 5111-nucleotide messenger RNA. RefSeq names its product sema domain, immunoglobulin domain (Ig), short basic domain, secreted, (semaphorin) 3bl (gene sema3g). The record is from RefSeq and is a predicted model, not a curated record. The transcript has 17 exons. Bases 227 to 2551 code for a protein of 774 amino acids. Gene Ontology annotation, biological process: semaphorin-plexin signaling pathway; axon guidance; neural crest cell migration. Gene Ontology annotation, molecular function: chemorepellent activity; semaphorin receptor binding. Lineage: Eukaryota; Metazoa; Chordata; Chondrichthyes; Orectolobiformes; Rhincodontidae.